Molecule: messenger RNA, 201 nt
Organism: Symbiodinium pilosum
Lineage: Eukaryota; Dinophyceae; Suessiales; Symbiodiniaceae
Source: the annotation of a GenBank genome assembly
AUGGCCAUUCUCAAGGAUGUGCUCUUCAAGCUGGAUCGGUACGCUGCGCGUGAGCUGCCCGAACUUGUUUCUGUAUUGCAUCAGAUGACUUGGAAUGACAAGCAGUUGUUCAAGAUCGUGGAGCCCCGCUUGAUACAUGAGCUUCCUUCAGUGAGCCUGGUUCCACAUUGGGAUAUUGUGAAAAACUCUAGGUUCAUGUGA